This is a messenger RNA of Lentinula edodes (shiitake mushroom), 2137 nucleotides long. Its product is annotated as alpha/beta-hydrolase. The record is from RefSeq and is a predicted model, not a curated record. Gene Ontology annotation, molecular function: serine-type carboxypeptidase activity. Gene Ontology annotation, biological process: proteolysis. The coding region runs from base 261 to 1862 and encodes 533 amino acids. Gene Ontology annotation, cellular component: fungal-type vacuole. The transcript is spliced from 15 exons. NCBI's taxonomy places the organism in Eukaryota, Fungi, Basidiomycota, Agaricomycetes, Agaricales, Omphalotaceae.
GCUGGUCGUCUUCGAUCGUCCUCGAGCUUCAUUGAAAGCUUGAAGCAAGUCUCAAAGGUUCGCAUAGUAUUUUAAUUAGCGCAGUCCACCCGCAGUCAACUCCACCCACGGCCAACGAUGCACAUAUUGACUAAGAAGCCGUUGAUCGUCGCGGUUGGCCCAAGAUAAGAGUCCUAAAUCAGCUACUAUCAGAGCCUAUCACUUAGCGGUCGAGUAAUCGCACGUUCUCAACGCUUCUUUCACGAUAUAUAUAUAGUGCUAUGCACUCUCCUACACUCCCACUCCCUUCCUCUUCGCAGUCUCCUAUGGCUAAGACGCUCUCUUGGCUCUCAUUUCUCUCUCUGAUCUUGUUCAACCCCGCCCGACUGUUGAAUCCUCGCGCAUCGAAUCUUGCCAAAGAUUUCAGUCUCACGUACGUGAAGGAUUCGGGAAUAUGUGAAACUGUAGAUGGAGUAGGUCAAUAUUCAGGAUACAUCAAUGUGGGAGAUGAAAAUUAUCUCUGGUUUUGGUUUUUCGAAUCUCGAAAUAAUGCCAGCACUGAUCCAUUUGUACUCUGGUUGAAUGGAGGUCCAGGUUGUUCAUCGAUGAUAGGUCUGUUCACAGAGUCCGGUCCCUGCACAGUCGAUUCGGACGGAGAAUCGACCACCCUUAAUCCGUACAGUUGGAACAAUUAUAGCAACAUCCUUUACCUUGACCAACCUUUUGGUGCCGGUUUUUCUACAGGCCCUACCUUGACCAACAGCUCUAGCGCCGCUAUCUACGCAUGGACUGCGUUUCAAGUUCUGUUCACCAGUGAUGCGUUCGCUCAAUACAAAGAUCGCCAAUUCGUCCUGGCCACAGAAAGUUAUGGUGCUCGUUUUGGUCCAGUUUUCAUCGAUUAUUUCAAUGUCCAGAACGAAUUGAUAGAAAGCGGAGGCCUUAAUGGGGUUAAAGUGGUCGUAUCUUCGCUUAUGAUCAACGAUGGAAAACAUGAUCCUCUGAUAAACUUUCGAAGUCUUGUCACUUUCGCUCAAGACGCGCCUGGCUACGGCCCCCUUGUCAAUGACAGUGUCCUCUCAAAUAUGACCAAAGCUUUCCAUAACAUAUGUCGUGGUCUUUUACAGGAUUGCUAUGACGCUGAUAUCACGAAAAGUAGCGGCGCUGAUACGUGUAACACUGCUAUCACCACCUGCACUGAAGAUGUGAUGGAUCCUGCAGUGGGGUACAGAGAUGCGGACUAUUUGUUGACGUCUUCAACAUCCGACAGCAAUAUACCAACGACGUAUUACGCCACUUACAUUCGCCGAGAACAAGUGCAAAAUGCCAUUGGCGCGAAUCUACUGAUUUCUCAUCCUACAUUUGACCAAUGUGAUGAUACAACCCAUGCCCUAUUUUCGCAAUCAGGGGAAACUGGCAGGACUUUUCUACCUGAACUUGCCAAGCUUGCCAACUCUGGAUUCCAUAUACUCAUCUGGGGAGGUGACGCAGAUAUGAAAGCAAACUGGCUCGGACUUCAUCAAUCUAUGGUCCAGAUGAAUUGGUACGGAAACCAGACACUCAAUAAUACUGCCUUUAAGAACAUGUCUAUCAAUGGUGACAAUGUGGCUUCAUUUGCGGUCGUUGACAACUUCACAUUUGCCCGUGUCUAUGGAGCUGGACAUACCCUGCCAGCAUACAAACCACAAGUCGCACAAACAAUAUUUCGACAGUUUAUAACCAAUCAGACCAUACAUUCGGUAGAGACAAAUAUGUCAGGUUCUGCCCCGACCGCUGGAGCUUCCUCAAUAAGCUCCUCUGAUACAUCUCAAUCCAAAUAUCCUGAUAUCUGCGCGUUAAUCUUCACUUACAUUGUGUCAGGAUAUGGUUUGUGGAGGCUGUCAUGAAAUGAUAUCAUGAACAUGGUCUAUGUUGAACUGUGUAUAAUACCAAUAAUACAAAAGGUGGGGUAUAAUUAGAAGACUCAUGAUGUACAACUUGUAAUGUUGAUCCUCUGUUUCCUUUUUUGAUGUUGAUAAAAUAUGGGAGAGAAACAAGCACAAUAAGUAAGUAAUCACAGAGGCAGAGGGGAACCAUUUGAAAUGAGGAACAAUCCUGUAAGCAUGGAAAAGCUCAGAGACAAUGUGAUAAGUAUACUGUACAGUGAGGGAGGCCAGGAAGA